Messenger RNA from Hyaloscypha bicolor E, 741 nucleotides. RefSeq lists its product as uncharacterized. Lineage: Eukaryota; Fungi; Ascomycota; Leotiomycetes; Helotiales; Hyaloscyphaceae. Bases 1 to 741 code for a protein of 246 amino acids. The transcript has 3 exons. The record is from RefSeq and is a predicted model, not a curated record.
AUGAAGCGACGGCUUAAGUUGUCGUAUCAGAGAUCGAAGCAAGAAGUUCAACAAAACACAGUCAUCCCCCGGAAACAAGAACAGGAUGAGCGAGGAACCCGAACACGGCAAGAAGAAGGCCGGCGGUUCGCGACGAGAACGUUCCAGAUAACGAAUCGUCCGAUGAUUCAGCCGAUAUCCCUCGUGUUCCAAAGUCAAAGUCCGACAAAAAGAAGGGGGCAAGAAAACGCUGUAGUCGCCAAGUCUUCCCAAUUCCAAAGGCAAGAACAAGGAAAAUCGACGCGUCUUCCACCAAGAACGACGAAAAGCCAACGAGAAGGGCCACAAGUUGAGGUUCGACGUUUCGCUUUUCGUGGAAACAAGGACGAACGAGCUGGAACAGUCAUCCGACGAAUCCGAUCACACACACUCAAGGCAAAAGCACCGUUGAAGAAAAGGACAUUUAGCUGCACCUUCUCGAAGCAGAGCCUACCGUCGUGCGUCCGAUGCUAUGAAGGCCCGGUGCAUCUCCUCAAGAAGACGACCUACGCAAGCUUCUCAAAGUACAUGAGCGGCGAUUUUACCACAUCGUGGAAGCGCAAGAUGAAGAAGUUCGUCUCAACCCCGUUGUCAAACCCUUGCAUGCCGUCAUCUCCCUCUUUCCUGUCCCCUGCCCUCCCCUCCUAUCCACUACCCCUCCGUCUCAACAUACACCGUCCCCUCGCCUCCGCACGUCACGACCGCAGCUCCGUCAGCCUCUGA